Drosophila navojoa is the source of this 1423-nucleotide messenger RNA. Its product is annotated as transmembrane protein 53. The record is from RefSeq and is a predicted model, not a curated record. NCBI's taxonomy places the organism in Eukaryota, Metazoa, Arthropoda, Insecta, Diptera, Drosophilidae.
AACACACACACAGACAUUUCAAUGUUAAAAUGCCGUCACCGUCAUCAUCGUCAAUAACAACAGCUCAACAACAAGAACAACAAACAUAUGGCCUAACAGCGAAUGAUAUUACAUCCGAAUAUCGGCCCUACAGCGGAUCGACCGGCGUUAUGUCGAUGGCCAGCGAACGCCAACCGCAGGCGCAUCGCGAGAUGCUGGAACGCGAAGAUACUUUGGAAUACUUCAUAAAAUUUCCGAAACCCACAGCGGACAAUGAUUUCGUACUGGUCAACGGCAACGAUGAGCAGAACAAUGUCCCGAUUGUGAUGCUGCUGGGCUGGGCGGGAUGUCAGGAUCGGUACCUAAUGAAGUAUUCGAAGAUCUACGAAGAUCGAGGUCUCAUUACGGUCCGCUAUACGGCGCCGGUAGACACGCUUUUCUGGAAGCGCAGCGAGAUGGUGCCGAUUGGCGAGAAGAUCCUAAAGCUCAUACAGGACAUGAAUUUCGAUGCACAUCCGUUGAUAUUUCACAUCUUUUCGAACGGCGGUGCUUAUCUCUAUCAGCACAUUAAUUUGGCCGUGCGCAAGCACAAAUCUCCAUUGCAGGUGCGCGGCGUCAUCUUUGAUUCGGCGCCAGGUGAGAGACGUAUGCUCGGUUUAUAUCGUGCCAUCACUGCGAUCUAUGGCAAGGAGAAGCGCUGCAAUUGCAUCACAGCGCUGGUCAUUACGUUGACCCUGAGCAUUAUGUGGUUUGUUGAGGAAACAUUUGUGGCUUUUAAGAGUUUGUUUGUCCAGUCAACGCCUGUCCAUGCGAGCCCGUUCAGUGAGCUCAAGAACGAGACGAACAAAUAUCCUCAAUUGUUCUUGUAUUCGAAAAGUGACGUUGUCAUACCAUAUCGAGAUGUUGAGAAAUUUAUACGAAUACGACGCGAUCAGGGCAUCAAUGUGUCAUCCGUCUGCUUUGAGGAUGCGGAACAUGUCAAAAUCUUUACUAAGUACCCAACACAAUAUGUGCAAAGUGUGUGUAAUUUUAUCAAGAACUGUAUGGCUAAUACUCGGACGUCCUAUCAAUUGACUGGCGAUGCCAUCAAUGCUCAAGCCAUGGCACAGCAACAACAUCAGCAGCAUCAACCCCAUCAGCAUCAGUCAAAUUUGAAAUACGAUUAGAGAAAAAACAAAUUUGAAUAUUUGAUUUCAAAAUUCUAGAACCGCGCGCAAUGGAUAACAACGCAUCAAACACGUAUGUGAUAGGCAGCACAACUAUUAUAAACAAAACUUACUACUAUUUGCAGACACAAUACUUAAUUGGCAACAACAUUGCAAAAAUUUUAAACGUAACGUAUUGAACAGAAAAAAAAGAAAGAAAAAAACAAAUUUCAUGCAGUUGACCGCUUGGCGCUCGCUGCCGCUUUAAUGUAGAAUCGAAUUUAACAGUUACUCGAAUC